This is a messenger RNA of Nematolebias whitei (Rio pearlfish), 1155 nucleotides long. It is a transcript of the gene mapk11, whose product is annotated as mitogen-activated protein kinase 11. Gene Ontology annotation, molecular function: MAP kinase activity; ATP binding. The coding region runs from base 47 to 1132 and encodes 361 amino acids. Gene Ontology annotation, cellular component: nucleus; cytoplasm. Gene Ontology annotation, biological process: protein phosphorylation; intracellular signal transduction. The record is from RefSeq and is a predicted model, not a curated record. Lineage: Eukaryota; Metazoa; Chordata; Actinopteri; Cyprinodontiformes; Rivulidae. The transcript has 12 exons.
UCCUCCUUUAUUGUUUGUUUAUUUUUCCGCUGCGCGGCCCGGAAGCAUGUCCGGCAGACCCGGGUUCUACCGGCAGGAGCUGAACAAGACGGUGUGGGAGGUUCCGGAGCGGUACCAGAACCUGACGCCGGUGGGCUCCGGGGCUUACGGCUCUGUGUGUUCAGCUUACGACGUCGUCCUCAGGCAAAAGAUUGCGGUGAAGAAGCUCUCCAGACCUUUUCAGUCUCUGAUCCACAGUCGACGCUCGUACCGGGAACUCCGGCUCCUCAAGCACAUGAAACACGAGAACGUGAUCGGGCUGCUGGACGUCUUCACGCCUGCUGCAUCGCUGGAAGACUUCAACGAACUCUAUCUGGUGACUAAUUUGAUGGGUGCAGACCUUAACAACAUUGUGAAGUUUCAGAGGUUGUCGGAUGAACACGUGCAGUUCUUAAUCUACCAGCUUCUCCGUGGCCUCAAGUACAUCCAUUCAGCAGGACUGAUCCACAGAGACCUAAAGCCCAGUAAUGUGGCUGUGAAUGAAGACUGUGAGCUGAGGAUUCUUGAUUUUGGCUUAGCCAGACAGACAGAUGAUGAGAUGACGGGAUACGUGGCGACCCGCUGGUAUCGAGCGCCAGAGAUCAUGCUGAACUGGAUGCACUACAAUCAGAAUGUUGAUAUCUGGUCAGUUGGUUGCAUUAUGGGAGAGCUGCUGAAGGGAAAAGUCCUUUUUCCCGGCAAUGACUAUAUUGACCAGCUGAAGAGAAUCAUGGAGGUGGUUGGGACUCCGACACCAGACAUGUUAAAAAAGAUCUGCUCCGAACACGCCCAGAAGUAUAUCCAGUCUCUGCCCUUCAUGCCUCCGCAAGACCUGGAGAAAAUCUUCAGAGGAGCAAACCCACUAGCGGUUGAUCUCUUGAAGCGCAUGCUGGUUCUGGACUGUGAUGAAAGGAUCUCGGCCAGCGAGGCUCUGUCCCACCCUUACUUCUCACAGUACCACGAUCCAGAUGACGAGCCAGAGGCGCCGCCUUACGACCAAACACUGGAAAGCAAAGACCGAACUCUAGAAGAAUGGAAAGAGUUGGUAUUUGAAGAGGUAAAAAGCUUUAAAGCGCCCGGCAGCAAGACUGAUAGCCUUCAGGUGGAGCAGUAAGCGUCUCUUAGCUCCACCUCGUC